This is a messenger RNA of Miscanthus lutarioriparius, 1098 nucleotides long. NCBI's taxonomy places the organism in Eukaryota, Viridiplantae, Streptophyta, Magnoliopsida, Poales, Poaceae. The record is from the annotation of a GenBank genome assembly.
AUGGCGGCUGAGAUGGUCAGUUCUGCAGUUAUCCAGGAGUCAUUUAGCCAAAUACUAUCUGGCCUAGUUAAAAAAUAUGAUGACAAAGAGGAAAUAAAUGGAAUCAGGAACAUAGGGAGGCUAGAGAUGGCACACAUCAGGCUGGAAGCUGCUCUUGAGACUUCUAAUAAAUGGCAGAUCACUGAUACAUCCAUGUUGCGUUGGCAAAAGAAGCUGAAGCAUGCUGCACAAGUGUGUGAUGAGAAACUGCACACAUGUAAGCAGAGAAUCCUCGAAGCAGAAUGCAUGGAACAGGAGGUAAGGAAUUCCUCCAUUCCUAAACGGAUUGGACAUGCUACCAAGUCAUUUGUUUUCUCCAUCUUUAACCGCAACAACGAUGAUGAGUUGAAUCCAUCAGUUGUUAAACGAUUUGAGUGGUAUGCUGAUGGUGCUAGUGAAUUCCUGAGAUUUAUAGAGCUUGGCGGCACACCACUUUGUCACAUCAUGCCCUUUGGCUCCCUUAUCAAGAAUCUUUUUGCAGGCAAGGAACUUCACCAUAAAAUUGUUCGAGGAAGCCAACAGCCUUUGUGUCAACUAUGGUUGAUCCCCUUUAGUACUGCAGAGCAAGGAACAGAGGACUUCUCAUGGGCGCCAUUUGCUUAUUCAUACCACAUAGAACAUUUGUACAUUCUUCACAACAUUGCAUCUCAAUGGUUUCGCCCGAAUCCAUUAUGUUGCAAGCAGCAGCAACACCAUGAGGUUCCACAUUUUAGCAACCUAAACAUGGCAGGAUUAUCAGAUGUUCCGCUAGAACCAGUAAUUGAAUUUAAUUUACAGUGGCAAGUCCCACAUUCAGUUUACAGCAAGCGAAAGACCUCACUGUCUGAAGGCACAAUGUCUCUGCAAAGUUCUCCAUAUCUAAAAGCUGGAGUUGCUUUUGAACCCCAUGGCUCUUCUGAAGACAUGCUACCAGUGAAUAAAAGUUCUGAAGCAGUUGAGAUAGUUGGCGGUCAGCAACAUGUCUUGCAUAGGGACAUCUCCUUGGAGCAACUGGAAGAGAUUAUGCUAGCAAAGGCCAUAGAUUACUUCUGCCACAAUGAUGAAGCCUCCGUAAACUAA